Molecule: messenger RNA, 3337 nt
Organism: Mytilus trossulus (common blue mussel)
Lineage: Eukaryota; Metazoa; Mollusca; Bivalvia; Mytilida; Mytilidae
Product: kinesin-like protein KIF16B
Exons: 30
Coding region: 47-3337 (1096 amino acids)
Biological process (GO): microtubule-based movement
Molecular function (GO): ATP binding; microtubule motor activity; microtubule binding
Source: RefSeq, a predicted model, not a curated record
CGAUGAUAUAUGUAAAUCAUCCGGACAUAACAUUAAAUGUACAGCCAUGACUUCGGUUAAAGUAGCUGUUCGUGUAAGACCUAUGAAUCUGAGGGAACGAGAUUCAAAUGCAGAUGUGGUCGUUCAAUUUACGGAUAAGAUCAUACUAACAAAUAAUAAGAUUCCAGAGUUUGGUUGUGAAGGAGACGUAGCUAGAGAAGCUACUCGUACCAAAGAAUUUUCAUUCAAUUACAUAUUUUGGUCAGUGAAUCAAGAUGACCAAAAUUAUUGUUCACAAGAAAAGGUUUUUCAGGAAUUUGGAACAGAUAUUGUGUCGUCUGCUUAUGAUGGUUACAAUGCAUGCGCAUUUGCCUACGGACAACCUGGUUCAGGUAAAACCUACACAAUGAUCGGAACGCAGGAAAACAGAGGUCUUAUUCCAAGGAUAUGUAAUGAUAUUUUUCUGAAGAUGAAUGACCAGUCUGCAACAUAUAGAACAGAAAUAAGUUUUAUGGAGAUAUAUAACGAGAGAGUAAGAGAUCUACUCGAAACCCCCGAUAGAGCUCGAGAGGGUUUACGUGUAAGAGAGCACCCUAAGUAUGGCCCAUAUGUUGAAGAUUUAUCCCACCAUAUAGCAGACAGCUUACAAGAUGCAAAUGAACUUAUUCGAAUAGGGGAAACGAAUAGAUGUACAGCACCCACCAAUAUGAAUGACGUCAGCAGCAGGUCACAUGCUAUAUUUACUCUCAUAUUUACUCAGGCUAGAAUGUUUAAUGGAAUGCCUUAUGAAACCCAAAGUAGAAUUCAUUUGGUAGAUCUGGCUGGAAGUGAGAGUGCAGAUGCAUCAGGGGCUACUGGACAAAGACUGAAAGAAGGUGGUAAUAUUAACAGAUCACUUGUUACUCUAGGGACAGUUAUUACACUACUAGCUAAAUCUUCCGAUACAGACAUAGAGAAAAAAGUUUUUAUCCCGUAUAGAGAUUCUAAAUUAACGUGGCUGCUUAAGGACAGUCUUGGUGGUAACUCUAGAACAUUUAUGAUAGCAACAAUAUCACCAGCUGAUAUCAAUUAUAAUGAAACACUAAGGACUUUGAGAUAUGCAGUAGGAGCGAAGAACAUCGUAAACAAACCAACUAAAAAUGAGGAUCCUAGUGUUCGAUUGAUCAGAGAGAUGAAAGAGGAAAUAUUACGUCUGAAAGCAAUGCUUAGUGGAGAACUGGACCAGUCUGCUGAACCAAGAGUAAAGGAAAUGUUACAAGAAAGUGAAGUCAGGGUUAAGGUAUUGACCGAAGAAUGGACAGAAAAAUGGCAUGAAACAGAUAUUGCUGACCAUGCAAUGGCUGUUCGCAAGGAAGGAAAGGGAAUUAUGUUAGAUUCAGCUCAUCCACAUCUUAUUGGCAUUGAUGAUGAUAUAUUUAGCACAGGGAUAACUAUGUAUAAUCUUAAGAUUGGCAUAACUACAAUAGGUAGAAAUGACGCACAAGUGGAGCAAGAUAUCAAAAUAGCUGGACUUGACAUAGAAAUGGAACACUGUGCAAUCGCCAAUGAUAAUAAUCUAGUUCAGCUAAUUCCGAAGAAUAACGCUAUGUGCACAGUAAAUGGUUGUUCGAUAGUUGAGCCAACCAAACUAACACAAGGCGCAGUUAUACUUUUAGGUAAAACUAACAUGUUCCGUUUUAACAAUCCAGCAGAAGCAUUAAAAAUGAAAGAAGAAUUAAAAGACCAAGGGAUAUCAGUAUCUAGAGAGCCUUCUAUUGGUUAUGGAAGAUCUAUCAGUGACAUGUACAGAUCUACAGACAGCUUGACAUCAUCAAACUGGGAAACAUCAGAUGACUACGGAGAUGACAUAGACAAAUUAAAUGAACAAAGGAAAUACAUUGAGUUGAUGGAACAACGCUAUGAUAAAGCACAAACAGAAAGAGAAUCAUCAAUAUUCAAUCUGGAGCAAGAAGUUCAGAACAUUUUAGUUACUUUGGGUGAUAUAAAAGAUCGAAUACAUCAGGACAAUAUACAAAAUACAAAAUAUGGAAAAGGAUUGAAAAAACUAACUGAUGAACACACGAAGGCCAAAGAUGCAAUUUUACAGGAAAUUACAAAGCUGAAGUCAGACCUGCAAUUUACCCUGAAGGCCUUGGAUGAUGAGAUACUUAUUCUAGAACAGAAAGAAAAUGAUCUUGUUAUUUCACAAAUAACUCUUCAAUCAAACGUUCAUUCUAAAAUCGCCGGUCUAUUAGAGAGCAAGGGACAGAACUUGAAAAAUUUAGAAGAUAUAGAUAAGGAUUUACAAAACCUAGAACACUGUUUCACAGAAGAAAAGACAAAACUGACAUCAAAGUCUGAUGUUAAUGAACGAAUUCUAAAAGAACUUGAACAACAGGAACAAAAAAUACAAACGGAUGUCGAUAUAGAACUAAAACUGUUACGAGAUAAACGUACUAGGGCGGAACAUAGUAGGGCAUCUGAAAUGAGAAAAAUAGAUGAAGCAUGGCAAGAUAUCCAUGAGCAUGAGCAGCAGAUGAGUGAACAAAAAAUGCGUGGUUUGAACCAAACAGAAAAGUCUAAACUUUUGCAAAAGCAAACACAUAUUAAUGAAGCGAAAGAACUUUUAAUACAAGAACAAGAAUCUAUUGCAAAAGACCAUAGAGAAGUCAUGACACAGUUAGAAAAAGAAGAAAUGAAAAUUGAUCUGAACAGACAUAAGUUGAUAGAAGAAUUUCAACUGAAAAAACUAAAUGUUUUAUCUACAAUUAGUCCUAAGCUUAAAGAAAUCAAUAACACAAUGUACAUAAAAAAGAAAGAACGCGACGAUCUGGACAGUACCAUUCAAAAUUGGGAAAACGAACUAGAAAAUCUAGAAGGGAUGCUCAGCAUGUCAACCGAUAGCUGCACGAAACAGCAACAUGUGAUUGCAGAAGAGACACUUAAAAAGAAGAAAAAACGUGAUCUGAAUGAAAAAGAAAUACAAUCAAAGUUAUCAGGUCUAGAGUCCAGACUUGCUGUUCUAGAUAAAGAAUUCAAUGAGUCGACAGAAAAACUGAAACGUGAUCUAAAUUUUCAAGGGGAUAGUGACCAAACUUCAAGUCAUCCGAAGCAACAGGAGAUUGAAAAAUUUCAAGGGCUAUAUGACAUAAAACAUUCAAAAUUAUUAAUCCUCAAACAACAAGCUGAAGAACAACAAGAUAGAGAAUUCGAAUCGUUGGAACUAGAAAUCAUGAAACUAGAAGAAAUACAAAAUCAGGCUAGAAUUGAUCAAGAGGUGAAACGUCGACUACGGGAUGUUCGACAAAAUAAGGCUACCAAGAGACGGAAUUAUGAAAGUUUUGCCAGUUUAGAAACAGACUACAAUACUGUAAGUUAA